Paramecium tetraurelia is the source of this 1293-nucleotide messenger RNA. RefSeq lists its product as uncharacterized. Lineage: Eukaryota; Ciliophora; Oligohymenophorea; Peniculida; Parameciidae. The transcript has 2 exons. Gene Ontology annotation, molecular function: structural constituent of cytoskeleton; GTP binding; GTPase activity. Gene Ontology annotation, biological process: mitotic cell cycle; microtubule cytoskeleton organization. The record is from RefSeq and is a predicted model, not a curated record. Gene Ontology annotation, cellular component: cytoplasm; microtubule.
AUGGGAGAAAUUAUUUAAUUGAGUUUUGGAGAUAUUGCAAAUAAUAUUGGACACUAAUAUUUAGAGAAACUGAUUGAUGAUCAUUGUCUAGAUGAUAAGAACAACUCAACAAAAGAUUAAUAUAGACAAAAAAUUCAUGUAUCAUUUGAGGAGUUAAAAACUCAAUAAUAUUAGUUUAGAGGAAUAUUUGUUAAUUCAAGCGAUUAAUCCAUCCAUAAACUAUUAAUAUCUCCUGAAUCUGAAUACAUCAAUAAUGAUUUAAUACUGGAGAAUGGAAAUAGAAAUAAAUCAGGUACCUUUUCAAAUAGCUAAUUGAACUUUAGAGAUUAAAUAAAAGAUAAACUGUUUGAAAAAUUGAGACAUUAGAUUGAGAAAUGUGAUAAAUUUUUUGGAUGUCAAUUUGCUCAUUCAACUUAUGACUAUUCAUCAGGUUCAUCGUCAGUAGCAAUAGAUUCAUAUAAGGAAGGCUAUCCUUAUUCUCCAUUUUGCAGUUCUUUUUCUAUACUUCCUAAUAUUGUAAGUUCUAAUACAAUUGAGAUUUAUAAUACUUGUUUUUCAAUGCAUAAAUUAAUUGAGUAUUGCGAUGUUGUUAUGCUAUUUGAUUAUGGAGCUUUAGAAAAUUAAUUGACAAAACUAAGAUAAUUAAGCACUCUUGAAAAUUGCAAUAAUGUAAUAGCUGAAUGUUUAUUAUAAAUGAAUUGCUCUUAACGAUUUCCUGGUUAUUAGAAUGGAGACUAAAAAAAAUUAUCUACAAAUCUAAUUCCUUUUCCUCGUUUGCACUUCUUAACCUGUGCAUUUACACCUAUUGAAAUUGUAUCGGAUUUGAAUUAAAAAUUAAUAAAUUUAUGUCUGCCUACUAACUCUUAUUUCAGCUUUCAAAACGCUACUAGAAAUUUGUACCUUUCUCAAGCUUUUAUUACUAGAUGCAAUUCAUAUUAUUUAGAUUUUUAAUAUGCUUUGUCAAAAUUAUAAAAUAACAUAGAAUGGAUACCAGAUGCUGUAUUUCACAUCAAUUGUAAAAUUGAAAAUAGAAAUUUAGGAAAAACAGCUAUGCAUGUGGGUAAUCAUAGGGAUUUAGGGCACAGUUUUAAAUAACAUUGUGAGAUAUUUACUGCAAAUUUCAGAAGGAAAGCUUUCAUCCAUUAUUAUUUAUAAGAUGGGAUGGAUGAAAUGGAAUUUACUGAGGCUGAGUCAAAUAUGAAUGAUUUUAUCUCUGAGUAUUAAGAUUAUUGUUAUGGUUGUGAAAUAUCAGAAUAUGAAGAAGAGGAGUAACAAUCUGAAUACGACUUUUGA